Molecule: messenger RNA, 507 nt
Organism: Heteronotia binoei (common prickly gecko)
Lineage: Eukaryota; Metazoa; Chordata; Lepidosauria; Squamata; Gekkonidae
Product: feather keratin 4-like
Exons: 1
Coding region: 1-507 (168 amino acids)
Cellular component (GO): intermediate filament
Molecular function (GO): structural constituent of cytoskeleton
Source: RefSeq, a predicted model, not a curated record
AUGCCUCACUGUGGACCAUCCUUUGCAGUUCCCUCUUGUGCCUCCGCUCCAGCCAUUGGCUUUGGAUCUGCAGGUCUUGGCUAUGAUGGACUCCACUCUGGCAGAUUCACCGGAGCUGGGUCUCCAUCCUUUGCCAUUCCAUCGGGUGCCUCUGCUCCAGCUGUCGGCUUUGGAUCAGCAAGUUUUGGUCGUAACAUCGGGGUACCCUCCGCUAGCCUGGGCAUUCUCCCUGGCAUCCACCCUUCCUGCAUCAACCAGAUCCCACCUGCAGAAGUUGUGAUCCAGCCACCUCCCGUGGUCAUGACCCUCCCAGGACCCAUCCUCUCUGCUACCGGGGAACCAGUUUCUGUAGGAGGCCACACUCCAUGUGCCGUUAGUUAUGGAGGACCCGGCAGAGUGGUUUCUGGUGGUAGUUUUGGUUCUCUUGGAGGUCGUUUGGGGAGCUCCUGGGGCCGCAGAGGCAGUCUCAUCCCAUGGCGCAGAGGCAGCUGCUCCCCCUGCAUUUGA